AUGCAUCCUUACCUUCACAGCGCUUUUCUUUACCUCUUAGCCCGCCUUCGUGGCGAGGCCCUCCACGGGAUUGCCGGAUUCACGCGGGCCGGGAUCGCCUUCCUUCGGGAUGCCAGUGGACACGAGUUGGAGAGUUCGGGUCGAAGACCAGGUCACACUCCGGUUUGCGAUAUACCUCCCAGUCUUCCUCAUCGCGCUGCUUGCAAUCGCAUUGGUGGACGCACUGCUCUCAGUCACCCGACGUGA
Molecule: messenger RNA, 246 nt
Organism: Colletotrichum abscissum
Lineage: Eukaryota; Fungi; Ascomycota; Sordariomycetes; Glomerellales; Glomerellaceae
Exons: 1
Coding region: 1-246 (81 amino acids)
Source: RefSeq, a predicted model, not a curated record